UGCGGUACGCCGAAGAAAAUGGUAAAAAUGUGUCUGUCAUCCUCGCAUUUGUAGCCGAUUUGGGAGCCAAACCCGGGGACCAACAACGGAUUCUUGGUCAACCUCAAUCAAGAAAAACAGCAAGAUUGUGAAAGGACAAAAAUUUUAGAAAAAAUUUUGAGAAAACAAGAAUUUUUUUUUGAGAAAACAAGAAUUUUAAACAAAAGAAAGAGACAGCCUGCCUGCCUGCCUGCCUGCUUGUUCCUUUCCUGCCAAAUCUAUCACCUCAUCAUCGCGGAUAAAGCGAGAACAAAAGAGACAGACGCACGUUUCUUCAAAUCAAUCAAUUUGUACAGAGCGAACAGAGAUACGGACGGACCCAAUUCUGGGUCUUCAUGAUUGUUUUUGACAAUUUGCUUCUUCUUCUUCUUCUUCUUGUUCCUGCCAAUGUAACAGCGCUCCUUUUGGCCAAGCCUUUCCCGACCUCCUAAAAAUCUGACACGUGGUACGGGCAGCAGAGGUUUCCGUUUUGGUAAUGCCUCUUUAUUCAUUUGGUGUUGGGUGUGUUUAAGGUGUUUGUAGAAAUGCUUGAUGGUUUUCUUCUUUUCUUCAGAAAAAUCAAAGGAAACUGACACAAAGCAGAAACCUGGUUUUUGCUUUUGGGUCCCUGUAUUUAGGUAGGGCGAUGUUUGGUGGUUUUCUUCUGAAUCUCUCAUUGGGGAAAGAAAUGAAUAUUGAUCUGGGUUAAAUAAGAAUAAAGGGCUGAAGGGGGUUAGUAAUAUAGAAGAGGAUAGAUAGAUAGGAGAGAGAAUGAGCAAAGAAUUCAGUGGCAUUGUGAGGGCCUGGGAAUUGACAUUAAGGAAAUCACAAGCAGCUGCAAAGAGAAGGGCAAACGGCAUUUUUUCAACAAUGUCGGUGUCCCAUGUGGAUGAUGACCUUGAUGUUCCUGGGGAUGUCUACCACGUUGAGAAAGUUUUCUCCCAUGGAGACAUGUAUACAGGGCAGUGGUCAGACAACUGCCCCAAUGGCCAGGGAAAGUACCUGUGGUCUGAUGGGUGUAUGUAUAUUGGGGAUUGGGUAGGGGGCAAGACCAUGGGCAAGGGGAAGUUCAGUUGGCCAUCUGGAACCACCUAUGAUGGCCAAUUCAAGAACGGCUACAUCGAUGGCGAGGGCCUUUUCACUGCCUGCUCCAAUGACACCUACAAAGGCUCAUGGGCUUUCAACUUGAAACAUGGUAGGGGCUCCAGGACUUUCCCCAAUGGGGAUUACUAUUCAGGGGAAUGGCGCCGUGGGCUGCCAGAUGGGCAGGGAAGGUACCAGUGGUCCAAUGGGAAUCAGUACGUUGGACAAUGGAAGAAUGGGAAGAUGAAUGGCAGUGGGGCAAUGAUGUGGGCAAAUGGGAAUAAGUUUGAUGGAUGCUGGGAAGAUGGAGAGCCUAAAGGAAAUGGCACGUUUCGAUGGGUGGAUGGGAGUUUCUAUAUGGGUGUCUGGAGUAGGGACCCUAACGAGCAGAGUGGGACGUUUUACACUUUGGCUUCACAACCAGGUAGUUCUGACUGGGAUCCUCGAGAAUUGUAUUCAGUUCAUUUGGAGGGAUGUAAGCUAGCUACUGGAGAAGAGAUAACUGUGUUUCCUUCAGAAAAGAUGAUAAACUGGCCAUGUGAAGGGGAGUUCUUGCAGAAACAGUUCAUAGGGAAGGUUCAUAAAACGAAGUCAAAGCCUAGACGGAAGUCUGUGGACGGGAGGCCCAGUGAUGGAGAGGGCUUUAAUGUUGACACUGAUUGUGAUACGCGUUCAGAUAUUACUUUUGGACAAUAUCAUUUUGGAUCACUAAGAAGUGAAGGGCUUGGGAGUUUUAAUGGUAAUGAUCCAGAUGCUCCAAGAGGGUUGAGAUCCCAUUGCAUCAAAAUCCAACCAGCAAAGACUCAGGGAGAAACAAUAUCUAAAGAUCAUAAGAAUUAUGAGCUUAUGCUCAAUUUGCAGCUAGGAAUAAGACAUUCUGUAGGAAGGCCUGCUCCAGCUACAUCACUUGAUCUGAAAGCUACCGCUUUCGACCCAAGGGAAAAGGUAUGGACAAGAUUUCCUCCAGAAGGAUCAAAGCACACUCCCCCUCAUCAAUCAUGUGAUUUUAGAUGGAAGGAUUACUGCCCGCUGGUUUUCAGGACAUUAAGAAAAUUGUUUAAGGUGGAUCCAGCAGAUUACAUGAUAUCCAUAUGUGGCAAUGAUGCCCUUCGGGAGCUCUCUUCCCCUGGGAAGAGUGGAAGCUUCUUUUACUUGACCAAUGAUGACAAAUACAUGAUAAAAACCAUGAAGAAAUCAGAAGUAAAAGUGUUCAUUCGAAUGCUUCCUGCUUAUUACAAUCAUGUCCGUUCCUUUGAAAAUACUUUAGUUACCAAAUUCUUUGGCCUUCACUGUGUGAAGAUGACUGGACCUGCUCAAAAGAAGGUGCGGUUUGUUAUCAUGGGGAAUCUGUUCUGUAGUGAGUUUGCCAUUCACAGACGCUAUGACUUAAAAGGUUCUUCACUUGGCCGCUUGACUGAUAAACCUGAAUCUGAAAUUGAUUCUACUACCACUCUCAAGGAUCUAGAUCUCAAUUUAGUAUUUCGGCUGCCUAAAGUUUGGUAUGAAGAGUUCUGCAGGCAAGUGGACCAUGACUGCGAUUUCCUGGAACAGGAGAGAAUUAUGGAUUACAGUCUAUUGGUUGGUGUGCACUUUAAGGAAGUUUCGAGUUCUGGGGAACCAGUUAUAAUUGAUGUUCUUACAGCCGGAGAAACUGGAGAUUUGGAUGGUGAAGGAGCAGCCCCUCAACUUUGUAGCGCUGCUGACACAGGCUCUUCAUGGUAUUUAUCGGGUAGUUUAGGUAUCAACAUGGCAGCAAAGGCGGAAUUAACAGUGAGGAGAAGUGACGAGGUGCUAGUUGGAGAACCUACGGGGCAGUACUAUGAUGUCAUUCUGUUCUUCGGUAUAAUCGAUAUUCUACAAGACUAUGACAUAAGCAAGAAGCUUGAGCAUGCAUACAAGUCGUUCCAAUACGACCCUACUUCGAUCUCUGCUGUCGAUCCGAGGCAGUACUCGCAGCGCUUCAAGAAUUUCGUACUCAAAGCUUUUGCAGACGACACUUUUAGCUAGCUAUCAACUUAAUUUCAGUUCCCGUCAGUCCAAGCUGGCAGGCCUCAAUGUGUGGUCCUCGGUGACGUGACAGUGCUUCUUUAGGCCACGAAGCUCGGAAGAAACUUGGCUUCUGAAGGGUGGAUCCUUGUCUUGUGGCACAACCACACUCGCUAAAACAGGUUCAUGGCAUUACAAGUUUCAUCUCCUUUUAUGUUUUAAAGUCACCGGGCGUGUUGUUGUACUUGCAUAUAAGCCAAGAGUAUAUAGUUUAGGGUUGUGAACCUGCUGGCUGCAAGUGUACAUGAAAGGAAAGAAAGUAGAAUGGAGUUGAGGUUAGGUUUUUGUUUAUUUAUAUAAUGUUGUCAUUGUAACCCAUUCUUUGCUCCAGGGAGUGAGUGAUCAGUCUGGGAGCCAAACAUAACAACUGUAUAGAAGAAGAAGAAGCCUAAGAACUAACAGUGAUGAUAUAUAUUCACAUUUGAGCAAAAUA
This is a messenger RNA of Ipomoea triloba (trilobed morning glory), 3580 nucleotides long. RefSeq names its product phosphatidylinositol 4-phosphate 5-kinase 6-like. Lineage: Eukaryota; Viridiplantae; Streptophyta; Magnoliopsida; Solanales; Convolvulaceae. The record is from RefSeq and is a predicted model, not a curated record. The coding region runs from base 790 to 3108 and encodes 772 amino acids. The transcript has 8 exons. Gene Ontology annotation, molecular function: ATP binding; 1-phosphatidylinositol-4-phosphate 5-kinase activity. Gene Ontology annotation, biological process: phosphatidylinositol metabolic process.